Molecule: messenger RNA, 873 nt
Organism: Drosophila navojoa
Lineage: Eukaryota; Metazoa; Arthropoda; Insecta; Diptera; Drosophilidae
Source: RefSeq, a predicted model, not a curated record
ACCGAAUACAAUUUGCCAGCAUCUCGUCAAGGCCGCGCUGCAGUUGGAUAUAAAUUGUAAUUAGAGAAGUGACCGAAAAGUUUUCUGGCAUAGCUGCCAAGUGGAAAAUAAAAGCGAAGCGGGACUCACCCGCUCACCAUUUAUUGCGCUCGGGUAUACGUUUUUUUCGAUUCGUUUUGUUUUUGUUUUGGCAACUAGUAGACGCAUCAACGGAGCGAAAUGCCAGCGGGACGCGUGGCUGGCAAGGCCGGUUACUCCAAUCACUAUUAUAACGGGCGCUCGUAUGUGGGCAUUAACGAGGAAAUAAUGUGGGUCAGCAUUGGCAUGGGCGUGACCAUUGCCCUACUCAUUACAAUCGCCCUGUGCUACAUCGCGAGGGAGAAGUGCCAGAAACGUCAGCGCGAAUAUUACGUGACGGCAUAGUUAAUGUAUGCAGCUAGCCACAAAUGCAUUCUCCAGAUGGACGUGGAUGUGGACGUAGGUAGGGAGCGCCGCUUGUCAAUUACAGCAGCCAUGACAGCAACGUCCCAAGCAGAAGCGCAGCACGAGCCCAAGCCCAAGCCCGAUCUUGACCCCGAUCCCGAAGCAAACCCGAAGCCGGAACAGGAGCACGCACAGGAGCAGGAGCAGGAGAGGGAGCGGGAGCCGGAGCCAGCUGUUACCAUCAUGAACUGGACUGUUGUUGACAUUUGCGGCGCUCGCAGUUGGGGCUAAGCCAACGGGAAACAUAACCCACCAUUCAAAGCAAACACCCACAAGAGCACAUAAACACACACAAACACACGAAAAUAUAUAUGCAUGGCACAGACGGCUGUCAUAGGCAGCCCCUUACAUGUGUUUAUUUGAAAUUUUUUUUGUAGUCAAAGAAGUUGU